Messenger RNA from Funneliformis mosseae, 321 nucleotides. The record is from the annotation of a GenBank genome assembly. NCBI's taxonomy places the organism in Eukaryota, Fungi, Glomeromycota, Glomeromycetes, Glomerales, Glomeraceae.
AUGUCGAAUAUCUAUGAAGUUAUUGAUGGCUUUGGUAUCGAAGAAACGCAAAAGAAUAAACUAAUAGUUUGUUUAAUGAAAAAUCGUGAAGUAAGAGAAGAAUUAUUUUUAGCCCUCCAAAGUCUCCAGACAAAAGAAUCUAAGAUGAGUCUUUUGAAAGAUUUUAUAUCCGAUGAACAUCAAGGGCAACGGCCACUCUCACCCUCUGCUGAAUCAAUUCGUUACAAGAGGACAAAAAUAUUAGCGGAGGAUUGGGAAAAAGACACCAGAAAAAUUACAUUAUUUGCGAGAACCGCUAUUGAUUUAGACUUGAACAAGGAA